CCGACCCGAGCGGGGCUCCUGUCCCGGGGCUCGUCCCGGCCGGGGCUGGCGGGCUCGCUCCCGCCUCGCGUUCCAAGUUUCGGCAGCUGCUCCGCCUCUCCCGGGUCGCGGUGCUGCCGCUGCUGCGGAUCCCGGCCGCUGGCGACCACCCCGGCCCGGUUCGGCCCGGUUCCCCUCGGCCGGUACCCGCCAGAUGCCCGAGGAGGAUGAAGGGGUACCCGGACCAGCAGGUGCCGUUCACUUUCCCGCAGCCGCCCCCGGGCCCGGCGCUGCCCGCGGGCCGAGCCGUGCUGGGCGCUGGCAGGACUACCGGGGAGCCGCCCGUGCCGCCGGAGCAGGACUCGGAAGAGCUCUUCCAGGACCUGCGGCAGCUCCAGGAGACCUGGCUGACUGAAGCUCAGGUUCCAGACAAUGAUGAGCAAUUUGUGCCUGAUUUCCAUUCAGAAAACUUGGCUUUUCACAGUCCUCCUGCUAAGAUCAAAAAGGAGCCCCAGAGCCCCUCGGAGCUGUCCUGCAGCCACGAGCAGCCCCUCCAGCACAAGAGCGAGCAGUGCCUUUAUGCCAGUGCCUAUGACCAGCCCAGAGAGUCCCCCAGCCCCGGAGUCCUGAUCCAGCCCCCACUGCAGCAGUUCCCCAGACAGGACAGGAGCUUCCUGAGCCCUGCAGGGCCACCCCACCCCACAUCCAGCUGUGGGUUCCUCAGUGAGAGCAGCUCUGCCUAUCAGCCACCUCUGGAGAUGUGCCAUUCCUUCCCAGCCUCCCAGGAAGACCCUGCUGCCUACCAGUGCCAGCUGCCCAAGCCCUGCCUCCAGUACCCUCAGCAAGGCUUCAAGCAGGAGCAGCAGGACCCCCAGCACGAGCCAGCAGCCCGGGCAGGCAGCAGGCAGCAGUACCCAGCAGCUGUGCUGGUCAAGCAGGAGCAGCUGGAUUACCUGUACGAGCCAGGCUGCAGCUAUGACAAGCAGAUGAGGUCCUUUACUGAUGAUGUCUGUGUUGUUCCAGAGAAAUUUGAAGCAGGAGACAUCAAGCAGGAAGGUGGAGGGUACCGGGAAGGACCCCCCUACCAGAGACGGGGCUCGCUCCAGCUCUGGCAGUUCCUCGUGGCUCUCUUGGACAAUCCCACCAAUUCCCACUUCAUUGCCUGGACUGGGAGAGGAAUGGAGUUCAAGCUCAUUGAGCCAGAGGAGGUGGCCAGGCUGUGGGGGAUCCAGAAGAACCGUCCAGCCAUGAACUACGACAAGCUGAGCCGGUCUCUGCGCUACUAUUACGAGAAAGGCAUCAUGCAGAAGGUGGCUGGGGAGCGCUACGUGUACAAGUUUGUGUGUGAGCCUGAGGCUCUGUUCUCCAUGGCCUUCCCCGAGCAGGCGCGGCCGGCGCUGAAGGCGGAGCUGGAGCUCAGCGAGGAGGACACGCUGCCCCUGUCCCACCUGGGUGACAACUGCUCCUACCUGCCAGACCUUGGCAGCUUCCCUGCACAGCUCUACAGCAAAGGCUACACCUACUAGCACUGCUGGGAGUGCAGAGAUGG
Onychostruthus taczanowskii (white-rumped snowfinch) is the source of this 1528-nucleotide messenger RNA. RefSeq names its product ETS variant transcription factor 4 (gene ETV4). Gene Ontology annotation, cellular component: nucleus. Gene Ontology annotation, molecular function: sequence-specific DNA binding; DNA-binding transcription factor activity, RNA polymerase II-specific. The coding region runs from base 207 to 1505 and encodes 432 amino acids. The record is from RefSeq and is a predicted model, not a curated record. Gene Ontology annotation, biological process: cell differentiation; regulation of transcription by RNA polymerase II. NCBI's taxonomy places the organism in Eukaryota, Metazoa, Chordata, Aves, Passeriformes, Passeridae. The transcript is spliced from 11 exons.